GGAGGGGUGGAAGGGUGCGCCGUUAGCGACACACAGCGGUAGCUCCCCAUCACAAGCCCAUCCAAGCGGCACCGGAGCUACCACUGUGCGUCGCUAACAGCGCACCAUUUCACCCCUCUGAGACAGUGAACUCACCAGCUUCCGGCAGCCGCUAGGGGGUCCCAACCUGUACAUCUCCACCGGUGUCUACUACAUUUCAGUUCUUGCGUGCGGUCCGCGGAGUAGAAUGAAUUCAUUCGCCUGUGAUGGUCGCGUGGGACAAUACCAAGUAGUACAUGGGGAUGACUGGCAGGUGACCCUGUCAGUGGCGCGCGCUCUUUCGCAUGGGCUGCAACGAAGAAGAUCCUUGAUCUACCCGUCCAACCCCCAUGCAGUCGCACUUGCACUUCACUGUACUGCUUCGGAUCGCCGGCUUGGUAUGUGCGCAGUUUGUCCACGAGAGACAGUGUCGGUUUGGAUGUCUGUCUGUAUGUGCUCUUGCCCAACACCUCGUUGUGCUCACGGCUGCCAUUCGACUACGGAUGCGUCGGAGGCGACAUUCAGCAGCUUCAGUGGUCACCAAUGGCCACGGAUUACUUGGUACCUAAGCUUCGUCGUCAUCAAGAGAUGGUGUCUGACGAAUGUUGAUUGAUAAGGUGGCUUCGAAAUCGUCAUCAGCUGCAGUCAUCUCACGCGCAUUCCAAGGAACGCAUUCGUACGUGAUGCUAUGUGGUGACACUGGACUGGGCUGGAGCUCACUUUCAAAAUCGUCUCGAGUCUGAACCUCGGAGUUCUAUCACUUAGCGGAACCAUCGUCCCGGUACCUCGCGCGAACCAUAUAGAAAAUACGAGUAGAUGUCGGUGUACUGGAAGCACGGCUACCAGUUUGUCAUCUGCUGUCUUUGCUACAACGCCAGCAUCUACAAGUUCUUUUAUGUCCCUCACCUCGUUCGUCAGCAUGGUGGAGUGGCUUUCCUGCUGGUGUACGCUGUUGUCUGCUUAACAUUGGCGAUACCGUUGAUGUGCUUCCAAGCGGCUCUGGCUCAGUUCACAAGCGGCGGAAACAGGGGAGUUCUCGAAGUUGUACCUUUACUCAGAGGCUUUGCAUACUCUAAGCUAUCGAUAGCUCUGUGGGGUGCUUUUCCGAUGGGCAUGAGGUUGGGCUUCUCCCUCCUCUAUAUCGUCUACAGCAUCCAGACUCCACUGCCUUGGUCCUCUUGCAAUGGUAGCUGGGCUGGCAACGACAACGGUUGCUUCGUGCUCACUGGCAACGCCCCUGCAUGUCGUGCAACGUUCUGGCAGCUCGCACGCGUCUAUAAGAAAUCGCAGCUCACCACCGGCGUGGCCAUCUUGGAAGAUGAUGUCGUCACCAUCGUACCGUUCGACGUCUUUGAAAAAGAAAGCAAAACAUGUAUAGAAGGUGAUGUAACAGCUACGGAGCUGUUUUACAGACAGAAAUCUGGAGCGUACCAGGAAAACAUCCUCUGGUACGCGCUGGCGUGGCUUGGUGUCUUCGCCGUCGCUAGGAGGAGGAUUGUUCCAUCGUACCCAUUCAUGUUAGUGUUGACAGCCUUCGCCCUGAUCGCCUUCAUGGCCUUCGCAAUCAGAAUUACUUUCCUGCCGGGUGCCAUCCACAGCACACAUCUUUUGAACACCAGAUGGAGCCAGCUUAUUAACAUGAAGCUCUGGCACGAAGUAAUCAAGAAACAACUGUUGGGCUUUGGAAUAACUGUGACAAUUUUCUACAACGUCGCUUCGUACAACAAGUUCACCAACGAUUUCAGAUGGCAAGUGUACGCUGUCGCCGGCGCAGACUUCAUGAUCUGCGUGGUUGUCGUGUGGAUCUGCGUCGCCGUGGAAGGCUAUUCCGAUGCGACGUCCUACUUUGAUGCGAGGCGGCAAAUAGAAAUGCCCGGACUAUUGUUCGUAACCGUGCCGGACCUUCUCAGCACCUUGGAAUAUCACCGAUUAUGGACGACCAUCUACUUCGCUUAUUUAUUGGCCACUUUGAUCUGCAUGCCGGUAAUGCUCACCGACGCCAUCUUGGAGGUGAUCCUAUUCGACUUUCCAACAUUCGAAAAUAUUCCCAGUGUUACGACGGCUAUGGUGUGCUGCGUGCUGUUCAUGGUCGAGGCUUCCUUCGACCGCAAGGGUGGAUGGGAAUUCGUGAACCAGGUCGCGGGCCAGCAGGGACUUUUGUCUGAAAUGACUAUUGCAGAAACGAUAUGCAUCAUUUGGCUUUAUGGCUUGCAACAAAUUGAUUUCGACAUCGACUCAAUGAUAGGUGUAUGUCCGAAUAUGCUAAUGCGAAUAUGUUGGACCUUCGUGUUGCCUUUUAUUCCAACGAUGGUUGUGGCAUUUCGCUACGUCAUCUUCGACGACAUGAGGUCUGAACUGGGUCCCGCUUGGAUCGCUGUGUUGAGCUGCUACGGGGUGGUCAUUUCCAUUAUCCUCGCCUAUGGCUUCACGCUUGCCAAACUGAAUAAUUUCAAUUGGCUCCAGCUGACGUCACCAACAUCCCCAUGGUACCCCAAGGAGCACGAGCACCUGAUUACCUACAAGUUGAAGAUGCAGUCCGUCUUGGAAGAGAUAGUCAAGGAACAGGAUCCUGCGUGUCCGUGAAUUUGGGAACAGUUCGGGGUGUUCCCACGUUAUACAAUAGUGGUGCUUACUAGUUGCUUUUGAAUAGAUCAUCAGAAUAACAA
This is a messenger RNA of Ornithodoros turicata, 2684 nucleotides long. Its product is annotated as sodium- and chloride-dependent glycine transporter 2-like. Gene Ontology annotation, cellular component: plasma membrane. The transcript is spliced from 16 exons. Gene Ontology annotation, biological process: sodium ion transmembrane transport. Gene Ontology annotation, molecular function: L-amino acid transmembrane transporter activity. The record is from RefSeq and is a predicted model, not a curated record. The coding region runs from base 835 to 2601 and encodes 588 amino acids. NCBI's taxonomy places the organism in Eukaryota, Metazoa, Arthropoda, Arachnida, Ixodida, Argasidae.